This is a messenger RNA of Penicillium vulpinum, 2301 nucleotides long. RefSeq names its product SH3 domain-containing protein. The record is from RefSeq and is a predicted model, not a curated record. Gene Ontology annotation, molecular function: protein binding. Gene Ontology annotation, cellular component: cell tip; microtubule cytoskeleton. Bases 1 to 2301 code for a protein of 766 amino acids. Lineage: Eukaryota; Fungi; Ascomycota; Eurotiomycetes; Eurotiales; Aspergillaceae. The transcript is spliced from 4 exons. Gene Ontology annotation, biological process: establishment or maintenance of actin cytoskeleton polarity.
AUGACUAGGCCUCAAAUUAUCCGAGCUGAUACCUUGGAUCUUCAAGAUCAUGAUACCCCUUCCGCCAAAGAUCACACCAAAAAACCCGAACAUCCAGAUCCUCUUGGGAGCGGCCGGCCUGCUCCCCAUCAAGAACUUUCUAUUCGCAAUGCUGAACAAGAUUCGCAAGCGGAGAUAAAGGGCGGACUAGACAAGAAUCACGAAUACCGUGGUGACAAGGAGGCGUAUCGAGAACCCAACGACGAGGAAGAUGAUGAGGAUGAAAAUCACUACGACCAUGAAGAUGGUGAUAUGGCAGAUGGUGAAAGCGAUGAUAUGAUGGACGAUGAUAUGAUGGACAAAAUCUCCAGCUCACCUUCUAUCGAUGAUGAGGACAUCGAUUUUGAGUUUGUAUAUGCGCUUCACAACUUCGUCGCAACAGUCGAUGGGCAAGCAAAUGCCGCAAAGGGUGAUACCAUGGUUCUUCUCGACGACAGCAACAGCUACUGGUGGCUUGUGCGCGUGGUGAAGGAUGGCAGCAUCGGUUACCUCCCUGCGGAACACAUUGAAACACCAACUGAAAGGCUGGCUAGAUUGAAUAAACACAGAAACGUGGAUUUAUCUGCGACCAUGUUGGGCGACAAUAACGAAAAGUCAAAGAAUCCUUUGAAAAAAGCUAUGCGCCGUCGGAAUGCGAAGACCGUCAACUUCGGGGCCCCGACAUACAUCGACGCCUCCGAUGUCGACUACUCAACGGACGAUGAUUCCGAACACGGCGACUUUUUCAACGACGAUGAGACUCUGGACGGAGAAGAGGAAGAUGUCCAAGAGCAAGCCGAAGAUAAUAUUGUCGUGGAACCUCUGAGGCCCAAAGCCCAGAAAGAAAACUCCCCAGAGCAUGCCGAUGUCAACGGUGCGGAGAAACAAGAUUCGCAGCGUUCAAGCUCUGAUCGACGCCCAUCCAGUGAAGAGUUCUUUGAGGCCGAAGGUAAAAACACUCAACUCUACUGCCCUCGGAUAGUAUUUGGAACUUACUUUUAUAAAGUAGAACCCCCUGUCAGUAGAUCCAGAAAUGGCACUGUACGAAACACCGAUUCCUUCUUCAAAGACGACACUGCCGAGCCCAAGAAGAUUUCUCUCACGCCAAAUCUCCUGCGCGAUAUUCGCGAUGAAAACAGCACAAACACCUUGGCUGAAUGGAAAGAGCCUCGUGGAAGCUUUGAAUCUAUCGAAAAGGGCUCCAACUCACAGGACAAAAUCAAAGAGAAAGAGGAGAAGAAACGAAAAGACAAGAAACCUGGAAUGCUCAGCGGGUUAUUCAAACGCAAGAAGAGCAAAGAUGACAUUGAAGACCCAGAAAAGUCUCCUGCAGACCCGGCAUUCCGCACAUCGCCCCAACCUAAGACCUCGAUGGAGUCUAUCUCAUCAAAGUCUAUGUCCCCCGAACAACAGCGGCCGUCUAAGCCCCAGAAAUUCUCGAACAACAAGCUACACAAGCAGCCCCCAGGAAUCAUGAAGGUUGAUCCAGUCCUUGACCCUGCGAUGGCCGAGUUCGCCAGAGGCAAUGAGGCUAUUAACCAGAGUCAGGGUAGCAAGAGCAUUCGGCAGGUGCCACUGCAAGAAGAAAGAGAAAGCAGCUACGAAGACUGUGAAAUUGUGUUACAAUCGCCUAUUAGCCAAUCGAGUCCUUCCAAGGACCCCUUUGCUACUCCGCUCGAAUCCAUGGACUCUCUGGAAUCGCCUGUUGAUCGACCAUCUAGUGAAGCUCAAUGGAGAGGUCCCAAUGAUCCAGCCCAAACAACGGCUAGAUCGGCGUCUGUUACAUCUCCACCCCAGAAAUUCGUCCCUACGCUGGCUGGAAAUGAACCAGAGUCCCCUAUCAAUAUUUCUCCCGUGGAAGCAUAUUCUCCCAUGAGCGCACGCGGCUCCACAAAUAAUGCCUCUCCUCGAGAAGUGCGCUCUCUAUCGCCCCCAUCUCCGCCAUCAUCACCCGGUCAGAGCAUUAUUUACCCCAAGGGUAGCAUGGCUGCUCCAGCCUCACUCGACACCCUUUCCGUGGACACUCCGACGUGGAGUGACUCCAGUCUACGAUCAUAUAUGGACGAAGAAAACGACAUUCGUGACUUGUUUAUUAUUGUCCACGACAAAUCAAAUGUACCUCCUGCUGGCCCUGACCACCCCAUCACCGGUCGUUUAUUCAAGGAGGAAAGCAAGAGACUCAAGGAGAUGAACACUCAGCUUGAUGAAAUGCUUGUGAACUGGAUGUCACAGCGGACUAACAGCUCGACCUCCACUCGUCGCAUUCAGAGUCCGCCCGUAUAA